Molecule: messenger RNA, 2119 nt
Organism: Aphanomyces invadans
Lineage: Eukaryota; Oomycota; Saprolegniomycetes; Saprolegniales; Verrucalvaceae
Exons: 4
Coding region: 55-2016 (653 amino acids)
Cellular component (GO): endoplasmic reticulum; membrane
Molecular function (GO): long-chain fatty acid-CoA ligase activity
Source: RefSeq, a predicted model, not a curated record
CAGGCUUUUUCAACAAAACGAUGCCGCCGCCGCCAUUUCUCGAUUGUCGUGGCCAUGACUACCUCCGACUUCGUGACGUGGAAACGCGAUGGCGAAGUCAAAAUCCGCCUUGGCCAGGAAGGCACGAUUGCUGCCAAGGAGCCAACGACGGUGGUGGCAUUGUUCAGAGACACGGUAAAGAAGUACGGCGAGGAUGGCGCGCUGUACUCAAAGCAGGAUGGCGAGUGGAAAAUACUCACGUGGAACCAAUACUAUGCCAAGUGCGUGGCGUUUGCCAAGAGUCUCCUGGCACUCGGGUUUGACCCGUUUGAUGCUGUCAGCAUCAUCGGGUUCAACGCAGCCGAGUGGAUGAUCUCGGACUUGGGGUGCAUUCUCGCGGGGGGGCUGGCCGCCGGCAUCUACUCGACCAACAGCGCGGACGCUGCCAAGUACGUUGCCGACCACUCGGGUGCCCGCGUGAUCGUGUGCGACAAUGUACCACAACUGGAAAAGAUGGCGUCCAUCGCGUCGGCCUUGCCCCAACUCAAAGCGUUAGUCGUUUACAACGCACCAGUCCCGGCGGCGACGUCGUGCUCGGUGCCCGUGUACGCAUUUGACGACUUUUUAAACCUUGGAACGGCAGUGGACGACGCGGCGUUGGAGGCGCGCAUCGCGAACCAGCGCCCCGGCCACUGCUGCACGCUCAUCUACACGAGCGGCACGACGGGCAACCCCAAGGCCGUCAUGAUCUCGCACGACAAUAUCACGUGGACGCUGCAGUCGAUGGUGGACCUGUUUGCCACCACGGGCGAUCCCUUCACGCACGUGGAUCGCUUCGUGAGCUACCUGCCGCUGUCACACGUGGCCGCGCAAUUAAUUGACAUUCACAUGCCCGUCGCGACCGGCGUCAAGGUGUACUUUGCCCAGCCCGACGCGUUGAAGGGGUCGCUCGGGCAAACGCUCAAGGAAGUGCGCCCCACGCGGUUCCUGGGAGUCCCUCGCGUCUGGGAAAAGAUUGCAGAAAAGCUGUGGGACAUUGGCAAGACGACCACAGGGCUCAAGCGUCGGAUGGCGACGUGGGCCAAAGGAAUUGGCACCCAAAAGACACAACUGGCGCAAUUUGGCGACACCGGCGGCGUUCCUUGUGGCUACGGCUGUGCAAAUGCACUCGUUCUGAGCAAAAUCAAGGCGGCCCUCGGGCUGGAUCAGUGUCGAUUCGCCGCCGUGGCUGCGGCUCCCAUGAGCGCCGACAUCCUCAAAUACUUUGGAUCGCUCGAUAUUCCAAUCUUUGAGCUGUUUGGGCAGAGCGAGUCGACGGGCCCGUCGUCGACGUGCAUGGGAGGCCACUGGAAGAUUGGAAGCGUCGGCAAGUUGAUUCCAGGCACCGAGUGGAUGGUCGAUCCAACGAACCAAGAGCUCCUCUUGCGUGGCCGUAAUGUCAUGAUGGGGUAUUUGAACAUGGAGAAAGAGACGAAAGCCACGAUCGACGAUCGCGGGUGGCUGCACUCUGGCGACUGCGCCAGAGUCGACGCCGACCAGUUCGGGUACAUCACGGGGCGUAUCAAGGAGCUCAUCAUCACGGCGGGCGGCGAAAACGUCCCGCCCGUUAUCCUUGAGGACGUGCUCAAAGACGAGAUCCCUCUCCUGUCGAACGUGAUGGUCGUCGGAGAUAAGCGCAAGUUCCUCGCGGCGCUCUUGACGUUGCGCGUGCAGGUCGAUGCUGACGGCGCCCCCACGCCCAAGCUGGACAAGAAGGCCCUUGACAUCAUGGAGUCGAUUCAGUCGCUAGCGACGACGACCACCGAGGCCAGGGCGUGCGAAAAGGUCCAGGCGUACAUCAGCCACGGCGUGAAAAAGGCCAAUGCCCGCGCGACAUCCCGGGCCCAAACGAUUGCCAAGACGUACAUCCUCGAGCACGACUUUAGCUUGGGCGGCGGGGAACUCACCCCGACGCUCAAGCUCAAGCGCCGGACGGUCGUCGACAAGUAUGCUGCCGUCAUCGACGACAUUUACCGCGGCUCCUCCGGGGGAGACUAGCUUUUGAGUGUGGCCACGUUCCUUUGAGUUGUGUCACAUAUUUGAAUGAAACUUUUUGGGUGCAUGUGGAGGGCGCUCUCGAUGCAAGUGGACUGGUGUCGCG